Messenger RNA from Pseudocercospora fijiensis CIRAD86, 1762 nucleotides. RefSeq lists its product as uncharacterized. Gene Ontology annotation, molecular function: malate synthase activity. The coding region runs from base 1 to 1638 and encodes 545 amino acids. Gene Ontology annotation, cellular component: peroxisomal matrix; cytoplasm. The record is from RefSeq and is a predicted model, not a curated record. NCBI's taxonomy places the organism in Eukaryota, Fungi, Ascomycota, Dothideomycetes, Mycosphaerellales, Mycosphaerellaceae. Gene Ontology annotation, biological process: glyoxylate cycle. The transcript is spliced from 4 exons.
AUGCCUACUCCAGUGAAUACCGAGCAGAUUCUGAAGGAUGUUAACAUCCUCGGAAGACUAGACGAUCAGAGACGGCGAAUCCUGUCCAAGGAAGCCACCAUCUUCCUCGCUGUCCUCCACCGCACGUUCAACGCCAGACGAAAGGCUCUCCUCGAGAGACGCCAGAUCCGCCAGCAAGAGCUUGACAAGGGCACUCAGCUUGAUUUCCUCCCAGAGACCAGACACAUCCGCGAGAAUGAUGCGUGGAGAGGCGCAAAGCCAGCGCCUGGUCUUGUUGACCGCAGAUUGGAGAUUACCGGUCCAGUCGACAGGAAGAUGGUUGUCAACGCAUUGAAUGCCGACGUCUGGACAUACAUGGCGGAUUUCGAAGACGCUAGCUCUCCUACCUGGGACAAUAUGAUCAACGGCCAGGUGAACCUUUACGAUGCGAUUCGCAAGCAGAUCGAUUUCAAGCUUGGUGAGAAGGAGUAUAAGCUCCGAACUGACCGCACCCUUCCCACAUUGAUCGCCCGUUCCCGUGGCUGGCAUCUCGAGGAGAAGCACUUCACCGUGGAUGGCGAGCCGAUCUCUGCCUCGCUCUUCGAUUUUGGUCUGUACUUCUUCAACAACGCCUUUGAGCUUGUCAAGCGCGGAACUGGUCCAUACUUCUACCUCCCGAAGAUGGAGAGCCAUCUCGAGGCUCGUCUUUGGAACGAUGUCUUCAACCUUGCUCAGGACUACAUCGCAAUGCCGAGAGGCACUAUCCGUGGAACGGUGCUGAUCGAGACCAUUCCCGCUGCUUUCGAGAUGGACGAGAUCAUUUAUGAGCUCCGCGAUCACUCUGCCGGCCUCAACUGCGGUCGUUGGGACUAUAUCUUCUCCGUCAUCAAGCGUUUCCGUCAAAACAGCCAAUUCGUACUUCCUGAUCGAUCGGCUGUGACCAUGACUGUUCCAUUCAUGGACGCGUACGUCAAGCUUCUCAUCAAGACCUGCCAUCGUCGUCAAGUCCAUGCCAUGGGUGGUAUGGCUGCUCAGAUCCCAAUCAAGAACGAUGAGGAGGCGAACAAGAAGGCCAUGGACGGCGUCCGUGCCGACAAAUUGCGUGAGGUGCGAGCUGGCCACGACGGUACCUGGGUUGCCCACCCAGCUCUUGCCGUGAUCGCUGGCGAGGUCUUCAACGAGCACAUGCCAACCCCCAACCAGUUCCACGUCCGAAGAGAGGAUGUCCAAGUCAACGCCAACGAUCUCCUCAACAUGAAUGUUCCAGGUGUCAUCACCGAGGACGGCAUCAGGAAGAACCUGAACAUCGGCCUCGGCUACAUGGAGGGUUGGCUUCGUGGUGUUGGUUGCGUGCCAAUCAAUUACCUCAUGGAGGACGCUGCUACGGCUGAAGUAUCCCGAUCACAGCUCUGGCAAUGGUGUCGACAUGGUGCCAUGACUCAAGAAGGCAAGAAGCUUGACAAGCAGUACGCUCUCAAGCUCUUGUACGAGCAAGCAGCAGAACUCGAGAAGAAUGCGCCAAAGGGUAACAAGUACCAACUUGCUGCCAAGUACUUCGCCACUCAAGUGACUGGCGAGGAAUAUGCGGAGUUCUUGACAUCACUUUUGUACAACGAGAUCACAAAUGCGGGCGAGAAGCUUCCUGCUGCCAAGUUGUAGCUUGGUAGAAUAGCAUGAAAGUGCUUUUUAAUUUUAUGGAGCGAUUCGAUCUUGCAAAAAUGAAGGACUGGGUAUACUGUACAGUUAUUGAGGCAGAGAAUUGAAUGAGCAUGACCAGGAAUCG